Molecule: messenger RNA, 1315 nt
Organism: Sorghum bicolor (sorghum)
Lineage: Eukaryota; Viridiplantae; Streptophyta; Magnoliopsida; Poales; Poaceae
Product: probable galacturonosyltransferase-like 1
Exons: 1
Coding region: 50-1111 (353 amino acids)
Cellular component (GO): Golgi apparatus
Molecular function (GO): glycosyltransferase activity
Source: RefSeq, a predicted model, not a curated record
GCCGCGCUCACACAGGCCUCUCCAAACGACGCAAACAAACUUCACCGAGAUGACGCGCUCUCCUCUGACUCUGAUCCUACUGCUCCUCCUCUGCGCCGCCGCCGCCACGGCGGCCGUGCCGCGGUACCGCGAGGCGCCGCACUUCACCAACUCGGCGGCGGCGCAGUGCCCGCCGCCGCUGCAUCCGUCGGACGCGGACGCGGCGUGCUCGCCGCACGCGGCGGUGCACGUGGCCAUGACGCUGGACGCGUCGUACCUGCGCGGCACCAUGGCGGCCGUGCUCUCCGUGCUGCGCCACGCGUCGUGCCCGGAGUCCAUCCACUUCCACUUCAUCGCCUCCGCCUCCCCCAAGUCCAGGGCGACGGCGGAGGAGCUGGGGGCCACGGUGCGCGCGUCGUUCCCGUCGCUGGCGUUCCGUGUCUACCCGUUCGCCGACGAGGCCCGCGUGGCGGGGCUCAUCUCCACCUCCAUCCGCGGCGCGCUGGACCGCCCGCUCAACUACGCGCGGUCCUACCUCGCCUCCACGCUUCCCCCCUGCGUGCGCCGCGUCGUGUACCUCGACUCCGACGUCGUGCUCACCGACGACAUCGCGUCCCUCGCCGCGACCCCGCUCCCGGGGGAGGAGGAGACGGCCGUGGCGGCGCCGCAGUACUGCGGCGCCAACUUCACCGCCUACUUCACGCCGGGGUUCUGGGCGUCCCCCGCGCUGUCCUCCACCUUCGCGGGCCGCCGCGCCUGCUACUUCAACACGGGCGUCAUGGUGCUGGACCUCGCGCGGUGGCGCCGCGCGGGCUACACGGCGCAGAUCGAGGAGUGGAUGGAGCUGCAGAAGCGCGUGCGCAUCUACGAGCUUGGCUCGCUGCCGCCGUUCCUGCUCGUGUUCGCCGGCCGGAUCGCGUCCGUGGACCACCGAUGGAACCAGCACGGCCUCGGCGGGGACAACUACCGCGGCCUCUGCCGCGGCCUGCACGCCGGCGCCGUCAGCCUGCUGCACUGGAGCGGCAAGGGGAAGCCCUGGGACCGCCUGGAUGCCGGAAGGCCCUGCCCGCUCGACGCCGUCUGGGCCAAGUACGACCUGCUCCGGCCGGCCGCCGGCAUCGAGAGCUCGUGACCACCCACAACGGCGUUCGAUCGAGUUGAGCGCUCGUUUUUUUUGGUCGGUUUAGAAGCACGUGAUGUUCGUUGUUUUGUUGAUCUAGACUAGAUAUUUGGUAGAUCGAUCAUCAGAGGGUUCAUGUGAACUGUACAUACUGUUGCUAACUUCAAUAAUAAUAACUACAAGAGCAAUAUUCCUGGAAAAGUUUUUAGUUCUCCA